Perognathus longimembris pacificus (Pacific pocket mouse) is the source of this 3019-nucleotide messenger RNA. It is a transcript of the gene Gfm1, whose product is annotated as G elongation factor mitochondrial 1. Gene Ontology annotation, cellular component: mitochondrion. Lineage: Eukaryota; Metazoa; Chordata; Mammalia; Rodentia; Heteromyidae. The transcript is spliced from 18 exons. Gene Ontology annotation, molecular function: GTPase activity; GTP binding; translation elongation factor activity. The coding region runs from base 101 to 2365 and encodes 754 amino acids. The record is from RefSeq and is a predicted model, not a curated record. Gene Ontology annotation, biological process: mitochondrial translational elongation.
GAGCGCCUCUGGCCGGCGUGACACGGGGAGCUUCCGGCUGCGGCGCCGGCGCGGCGCGGCGUGGGUUUGAGCCACCGGCCCCGGGGCUUUGCGGUUCGCCAUGCGGCUGCUGGGUGCUGCCGCCGUCGCGGCGCUGGGGCGCGGGCCGCUCUCUCGGGGUCCCGCCGCCCUGGGCCGGCCGGGGACGCAGGUGAAUUGGAAAGCCUGCCGGUGGUGUUCAUCAGGGAUAGUGCCUAAUGAAAAGAUACGCAACAUUGGCAUCUCAGCCCACAUUGACUCCGGGAAAACAACGCUGACGGAGCGGGUGCUUUACUACACGGGCAGGAUCGCAAAGAUGCACGAGGUGAAAGGUAAAGACGGCGUUGGUGCAGUGAUGGACUCAAUGGAACUGGAGAGACAAAGAGGAAUCACCAUUCAGUCGGCAGCCACCUACACCGUGUGGAGAGACACCAACAUCAACAUUAUAGACACCCCUGGCCACGUGGACUUCACCAUCGAAGUGGAGCGAGCCCUGCGCGUGCUGGACGGGGCCGUCCUGGUCCUCUGUGCCGUCGGGGGCGUGCAGUGCCAGACGAUGACAGUCAACCGGCAGAUGCAGCGCUACGGCGUGCCCUUCCUAACGUUCAUUAACAAACUGGACCGGCUGGGCUCCAACCCCGCCAGGGCCCUGCAGCAGAUGAGGUCUAAACUCAGUCACAAUGCAGCCUUUGUGCAAAUACCCAUUGGUUUGGAGGGUAAUUUUAAGGGAAUUAUAGAUCUGAUUGAGGAGCGGGCUAUCUAUUUCGAUGGAGACUUUGGUCAGAUUGUGCGCUAUGGUGAAAUUCCUGCUGAAUUCCGGGCGGCGGCAGCAGACCACCGGCAGGAGCUAAUUGAAUGUGUAGCUAAUGCAGACGAGAAGCUUGGUGAGCUCUUCCUGGAAGAAAAAAUCCCUUCAGUAUCUGACUUAAAGCUUGCAAUCCGAAGAGCUACUCUGAGUAGAUCAUUUACUCCUGUCCUCUUGGGAAGUGCCUUGAAGAACAAAGGAGUUCAGCCACUUCUAGAUGCUGUUCUAGAAUUCCUCCCCAAUCCAUCUGAAGUCCAGAAUUAUGCCAUUUUCAAUAAGGAGGAUGAUUCAGAAGAGAAAACCAAGAUCUUAAUGAGCUCCCAAAGAGAUGGAACCCAUCCAUUUGUGGGCCUGGCUUUUAAACUGGAGGCAGGCCGGUUUGGACAGUUAACGUACGUCCGCAGUUACCAGGGAAUGCUGAGGAAGAGCGACACCAUCUACAACACCAGGACGGGGAAGAAGGUGCGCGUGCAGCGGCUGGUGCGCAUGCACGCCGACCUGAUGGAGGAUGUCGAGGAGGUGUAUGCUGGAGAUAUCUGUGCAUUGUUUGGCAUUGACUGUGCAAGUGGAGACACAUUCACAAACAAAGACAACAGUGGCCUUUCCAUGGAGUCAAUUCAUAUUCCUGAUCCUGUCAUUUCAGUAGCAAUGAAGCCUUCUAACAAGAAUGAUCUGGAAAAAUUUUCCAAAGGAAUUAGCAGGUUUACAAGAGAAGAUCCUACAUUUAAAGUCCACUUUGAUACUGAGAGCAAAGAGACAGUUGUAUCUGGAAUGGGAGAAUUGCACCUGGAGAUUUAUGCUCAGAGGAUGGAAAGGGAAUACGGCUGUCCCUGUGUCACAGGAAAGCCCAAGGUUGCUUUCAGAGAGACCAUCACCGCCCCCGUUCCGUUUGACUUCACGCAUAAGAAGCAGUCGGGCGGUGCGGGCCAGUUCGGGAAGGUGAUCGGCGUGCUGGAGCCCCUGGGCCCUGACAGCUACACCAGGCUGGAGUUCUCCGACGAGACGUUUGGGGCAAACAUUCCAAAGCAGUUUGUGCCGGCUAUAGAAAAGGGGUUUUUGGAUGCCUGUGAGAAGGGCCCGCUUUCUGGUCACAAGCUUUCUGGGCUUCGGUUUGUUCUGCAAGAUGGCGCCCACCACAUGGUUGAUUCCAAUGAAAUCUCUUUCAUCCGAGCCGGAGAAGGCGCUCUUAAACAAGCCCUAGCAAAUACAACGUUGUGUAUUCUCGAGCCGAUCAUGUCCGUGGAGGUUAUAGCUCCAAACGAAUUCCAGGGCCAAGUCAUCGCGGGGAUCAGCCGGCGGCACGGCGUGAUCACGGGGCAGGAUGGUGUUGAGGACUACUUCACCGUGUAUGCGGAGGUCCCUCUAAACGACAUGUUUGGUUACUCCACUGAACUCAGGUCAUGCACAGAGGGAAAGGGGGAGUACACCAUGGAGUACUGCAAAUACCAGCCGUGCUCAGCAUCCACUCAGGAGGACCUCAUUAACAAACACCUGGAAGCCACGGGCCAGCUUCCCGAGAAAAAAGGGAAAGCCAAGAACUGACUCCUCACCUCCACUCGAGUAACCGAUUACCUCUGCGAGGUCUGUCGAGAUGGAUUCCUGCAGAGAGAACUCGGGUGGCCGAGUCCAGUGUCCUCCUUCCGGAGCUGCUUGCGGGCCUCCGCGCCGGCGAUGGCUGCUCACUCGCUGGAAAAGCGCCAAUGCAAUGUGGUUGGGAUCCAUAGGAAAUGACUGAGACGCAUGCUCUCUCACGGAGGAAGAGGCUAGCCGGAGUCAGCCUCUCUGCCUAGAGCGUGUGUGAUUUUCUUCUAUCAUGAUUUUCUUCUAUCAUGAGAGUAUUGCACAGAGAGGACAGUUGGGGAAGCAGUACACAGAGCAGACGUGCCGAGAGUUCUGUCCCUCGGUAGCUGCUUUCUGUCUGUCUCACGCUUCAGCACUAAAGCAUUGCGCUGGGGAUUUGAAGGCAGACUGCUUAUGUAGGACACUCUGUGGCAUGUCACGAGUGGGCCGGGUUUUCGGUUCUUCACUGGGCUGUGAAAUACCAGCUGAAUCUCUUCAGUUGGUGCUCCUGAGAACUUGUAGCUGCCUCUGUUUCAGAAGUGAAAUGUCACUUGUAAUCCACGUGAAGUUUCAGGAAAGAUCCUCACUGAUGCUGUCCUUUUCUGUGGCCCUCAAUAAUAAAAUGUAAUUUAAAGA